Knipowitschia caucasica is the source of this 576-nucleotide messenger RNA. The record is from the annotation of a GenBank genome assembly. Lineage: Eukaryota; Metazoa; Chordata; Actinopteri; Gobiiformes; Gobiidae.
AUGCUGAAGACUCUGCGGCGAGAGGACUGCGUGUACACGAGCUGCUACUGUGAGGAGAACGUGUGGCAGCUCUGCUCCAAGUUUCGUUCUGAAGGAGAAAAUCUGCAAUACUUUAAUGUUCUGUUCAUCUCCAAUGAGCAGCGCACAGUUCCUCUGUGGAAGCAAAGAUCAUCUGUAGGAGAGGGCCCUGUGGUCUGGGACUACCACGUAGUCCUCGUCUGGUCUGGACCUGGCGUGGAACCUCUGGUCUUUGAUCUAGACUCCAUCCUGGACUUCCCUUGUACCCUUCAGCAGUUUGUCAGAGAGAGCCUGAGAUCGGACCAGCAACUCCUGCCACAGUUCCACAGGAUGGUCCGGCUGGUUCCUGCUGGACUCUUCUUACAGACCUUCUCCUCUGAUCGUUCUCAUAUGAAGAGACCGGAUGGAACCUGGAGCGCCACUCUUCCAGAAUACCCCCCCAUCCUGACCCCAGACACAAACUUCAACUUGGAUCAGUUCAUUCAGAUGAAGCAGGACUUGGACCUGGGUUGGGUCUACAGCCUCCAGGACUUUAAGACCCGGUUCAACAUGGUCUGA